This is a messenger RNA of Solea solea (common sole), 6547 nucleotides long. RefSeq names its product ribosomal protein S6 kinase, polypeptide 5 (gene rps6ka5). NCBI's taxonomy places the organism in Eukaryota, Metazoa, Chordata, Actinopteri, Pleuronectiformes, Soleidae. The transcript has 18 exons. Gene Ontology annotation, biological process: regulation of DNA-templated transcription; protein phosphorylation; intracellular signal transduction. Gene Ontology annotation, molecular function: ATP binding; protein serine/threonine kinase activity; magnesium ion binding. The record is from RefSeq and is a predicted model, not a curated record. The coding region runs from base 357 to 2774 and encodes 805 amino acids.
UAUUUUUAAAUGCAUUUGAUUUCGCUUCAACUUUCACAGGUUUGACUAGUGACACGAUGUUGUACGAGGCACGUGAACGCAGCACGAGUCCUUCUUUUGAGAAGGGCGGGAUUAUGUGACGUCGCAAAUAAACGGGAUCCAAUCAGAAGCCAGAUUGUCAUGUAGCAACACCAAUCAGCGAAGAGGGACUCGCUGGUUGCGAAGGUGGUGGUAGUGGUGGUGGUGGUGGUGAUGUGCUGGAGCAAGUGUUCCCUCCAGGCUCACUGGAUGCCAGCUCUAGCAUGUUUCUAUCGUAAACUGCGGCGCGAGUUGGAGGCAGCUGUGCGUGACAGGCAUCUUUGAAGCACGAAAUUACGAUGCCAUCCCCGAUGGAGGGAUCUUCCAGAGAAGGUGACCUGUUUACUGUGAAACAUGAGCUGAAACAUGCCAACCUUACGGGCCAUGUAGAGAGAGUGGGCAUUGAAAACUUUGAGCUAUUAAAGGUGCUGGGCACAGGAGCAUAUGGCAAAGUGUUCCUGGUCAGGAAAGUGAGCGGCCACGAUGCGGGAAAUCUGUACGCCAUGAAGGUGCUGAAGAAGGCCACGAUUGUACAAAAGGCGAAGACUGCGGAACACACGCGCUCAGAGAGGCAAGUGCUGGAGCACAUCCGCGAGUCUCCGUUCCUCGUCACACUUCACUACGCCUUUCAGACGGACACGAAGCUCCACCUCAUUCUCGAUUAUGUAAAUGGUGGAGAGCUCUUCACCCAUUUAGUUCAAAGGGUGCGAUUUAAGGAGCAAGAAGUGGCCCUCUACAGUGGAGAGAUAGUGUUGGCACUGGAGCAUCUACACAAGCUUGGCAUCGUUUAUCGGGACCUAAAACUUGAAAAUAUUCUACUGGAUUCAAAUGGUCACAUAGUUCUCACAGACUUUGGCCUCAGUAAGGAGUUUGAUCAGGUGGACAGGGCUUUCUCUGUCUGCGGCACCAUUGAAUAUAUGGCGCCAGAGAUUGUGGAGGGAGGAGAGUCUGGACAUGACAAGGCAGUGGACUGGUGGAGCCUUGGCGUGCUGAUGUACGAGCUUUUGACUGGCGGAUCGCCCUUCACUGUUGACGGUCAUGAGAACUCUCACACAGAUAUUGCCAAGAGGAUUUCAAAGAAGGAUCCUCCUUUUCCCAAAGAUAUGGGACCGCUUGCCAAAGACCUCAUCCAGCGACUCCUCAUCAAAGAUCCAAAGAAGAGAUUAGGUUCUGGUCCUAAUGGAGCAGGGAAUGUAAAGAAACACGCAUUUUACCAGAAAAUUAACUGGGAGGACUUGGCUGCCAAAAAGGUGCCCGCCCCAUUCAAGCCAGUGAUUCGGGAUGAGCUGGACGUCAGCAACUUUGCGGACGAGUUCACGGAGAUGGACCCGACCUACUCCCCGGCAGCCCUGCCUCAGAACUGUGACCGCAUUUUCCAGGGCUACUCUUUCAUGGCCCCCUCCAUCCUGUUCAAAAGGAAUGUGGUGAUGGACGACCCUGUCCAGCUGUGUGGGGGCUCAGAGAGGCCAGGCUCUGCUGCGGUGGCCCGCAGCGCCAUGAUGAAGGACUCGCCCUUCUAUAUGAGUUAUGAGAUGGACCUGAAGGACAGCGCUCUGGGAGAAGGCAGCUUCUCAAUCUGCAGACGCUGCACGCACAAGAAGACCGGGCAGAAAUACGCCGUCAAAAUUGUCAGCAAGAGAAUGGAAGCACAGACCCAGAGGGAAAUAGCGGCGCUGAAACUCUGCGACGGUCACCCCAACAUUGUCAAGUUACAUGAAAUUUACCACGACCAGCUGCACACGUACCUGGUGCUGGAGCUGCUCGGUGGAGGGGAGCUCUUGGAGAGGAUUCGCCGAAAGCAACAUUUCAGCGAAACCGAGGCGAGCCGCAUCAUGCGCAAACUGGUGUCUGCCGUCAGCCACAUGCACGAUGUAGGAGUGGUGCACAGGGACCUUAAACCGGAGAACCUGCUCUUCACAGACGAGAGCGAGAACUCCGAGAUCAAAAUCAUAGACUUUGGCUUUGCCCGCCUCAAGCCGCCAGACAAUCAGCUCCUGAAGACGCCGUGCUUCACGCUGCAGUACGCCGCGCCAGAGAUACUCAAAUACGACGGCUAUGAUGAGUCCUGUGACCUCUGGAGUCUGGGGGUCAUUCUGUACACCAUGUUGUCAGGUCAGGUGCCUUUCCAGUGUCAGGAGAAGAGCCUGACCCACACCAGCGCUGAGGAGAUCAUGAAGAAAAUCAAACAGGGGGACUUCUCUUUUGAAGGAGAAGCCUGGAGGAAUGUGUCGCAGCAGGCCAAAGACCUGAUACAAGAGCUGCUGACAGUGGACCCAAACAAGCGGAUUAAAAUGUGCGGUCUGCGUUACAAUGCCUGGCUCCAGGACGACAGCCAGCUGUCCUCCAACCCACUCAUGACCCCGGACAUUCUGGGCUCUUCCACCGCCUCUGUGCACACUUACGUCAAAGCUACCUUUCAUGCAUUUAACAAGUGUAAGCGGGAAGGUUUCCGCCUGCAGACGGUGGACAAGGCGCCACUCGCCAAGAGGAGGAAGAUGAAAAAGACGAGCACCAGCACAGAGACGCGCAGCAGUUCCAGCGAGAGCACCCACUCCUCGUCCUCGUCCUCCCAGUCUCAGGAGAAAACGUGCCCAGAGGGCGACGCCGGUCUGCGGCCUCCCGACAGCACUCCUCCUCUCACCACACCUGUCCACACACCCGUGGCACCGGGAACAGACUCCGCGCCACCGGCCUUUCACUUCUCAGAGGGAGAGUGAGACGUGAGAAACCCAAGAGAUUUCCGACAGUUUUGCAAAACAGGAGUAAAGGCUCAGACCGGAGUAGAGACAACUCUCUUCCCUUUAUCCUCCGUCCCCCCUCCCGGCAACCUCCCUGCCUCUGGCUCAAUUGCAUGGACGUCUGCACGUCUCCGAAAAACCAAGCAUGCAGCAGGAGCAGCAACCGUCGCCUCAACAUCAAGUCAAUUAGCCGCCACUAGCAAUAGCCUGUUCAUUUUCUUUCUCCGUCACCGUCACACACACACACACACACACACACACACAGGCAGACUGUCUCAAUCAGGGACUGGACCAGGGAAAAGUUGUCACCGAUGUCCAAAAAUGAAAAGGGCUGCACUACUGCCACAGGUCCGGACAGACGGCAGCGUUUGUCGACGCCUCCAGAGCUUGUUUUUCUUUAAAAAAAAAAGAAAAAAAAAGGGAAAAGUCUUAGUGUUUACAUCACGGACGCUUUGUAAUUAUAUUUGUCAAAGGGAGGAAAAAGGAAAUGUAACUGCAGCGUAACCACAUGGGUCCACUUUCCCGGGAAGAAGACUCUGCAAGAUGGAGCCGGGUAUUUAUAUGUGAAUUUUACAGACUGAAAUGUAUUUAUGAUAAUAAGCUAUAUUGUUAACUUAUUUAUGGUUCAGAUGGAUCUGAAAAAAGAAAUAAUAAUGGAUACAGUAGUAGGUCUUUCGCGUCUCUCUGUCGUCGUCGCACAUCAACGCUUCUAGUUCAAGAGUAACGCAAGGAGAGAUUAACGCCCGUAUAAUGAAUUGAUGUAACAUUUCAGUUAAACAGAAACAAACACAACAAAAACAGCCAAAAUCCUUAUGUUUAAGGAUUAAAGAAGAAGAAAAAAAGAAGAACCAAACGUGGGUGUAUUAUGUUCUGCCAAAUCUGGGGUUUUAUUGUUGUGUGGGGGAAACUUGCCGCCUGCGGGGAUGUGACCCAACAAGAAGAGCUAUAUUUAGAUCUCGCUCUGCCUCUGAUGUGGGAGCGAGACAACUUCGAGAGCCGCAGCUGCUGCCGCUCCACACAGCCUGAUCCUUGAUUUGGGACUGAGACCAGCAGUGGAUUUGCGCACUUGUGUCGUAUAUAAAAUUCUAUUAAUUGUCUCGCGGCGGCCAAUUGGAUUGAGCAGAUUGUUACAAGCAGGAGAAUCUCCAGAUCGGCUUAGCGGUCGAGAGUUUACGGAGAUCCCUCCGCGAUGUCAGAGAGCGCCUUCAGGCGGCUUCCCUUUUUUUCAAAUAUAGCAAGAUUAAAUAACAGGGGAGGGGAAAAAAGGAAAAGGUUUACUGUACGUGCCAAAAAGAUUCAAUCAGGUAAGAUUCAGUGUUCGCCACCUGGAGUCUUAAGUCUAACCCUUUAUGAAAACAUCAGGUUUGUGAGGACAGACCUUUAAAAACGAACAUUUUGUUCACUUUAAACACUGUCCCUUGCUCCUAUCUACUGUGUUUUAUUUCCCACGUGACUGAAAAUGGAAAUCUUUGCACAGCCAGACAGCACUAACAUUGACUCUGUCCCCAGUGCAUAAUGUGAACCAAAACAUCAGCUUCUUACUCUUUUUUCUUGAUUUAUCGCGAGUUUAGCCACUUGCGUACUUAAAUGUCCCUGAUUUCAUGCAGGAUUUUAAAGGGUUUUUUUUUACACUUAAGUGUAAUGGAGGUGGACUGAUUUGGGUAAAAUGCCUUAAUCAUGAUCUCUCUGACUUGUAUUGUGAUAACUUCAGCACUUGGGCUGUAUGGACUGAACUUUGGGGCUGGGUAUCGAACCAAAAUAUCAAAAUUUGGACUCAUUCGCCUUAGCAUGCAGCAUGCUGUUUGAAAAAUUUAUCAUUAAAGAUUGAAUAUCUGAAUGUUCGAUCAAUACCCAGCCCAAUAUUGACUUAAAACAAGAGCAUUAUAGCGUGAGACGCUACUCUAAAGUGAGGGUGAGAGAUUAAAGCGCUUAGCUGGCAGAGAACAGUCAAAACUAAUUUAUUUGUUCAGCCCAAAAUAAAAAAAACAAACAAAUUUCUUUAAUGGCCUGAAUAUCGUAGAUGACGUUACAAGACUGUGUGAUUUAAAAUGCUCUGUUGACUGUUCUGUUUUUGCACGUAUGUGUCGAUCUGUAUCGAUGAUAGAAUUUUGAAAAUACUGUGUUCGGUUGUACAAAUGUUUUUUUUUUUGUUUAAAUUUUUUAUGUGAAUUUGCUUCUUUUUUUUUUUUUUCCUGUGUUCAACACGUUCAAACACACACACACUCAUCUUCUUCCAUCUGAAUGCACUCUGAAUCGGAACCAAAGCGUUAGCUGUCGGCGCGGCCGCUCCGAGCCGCACGGGAUAUUUAUUUUAAUGCAAAAUAUGCAAAUGAAAUGCUUUCAUUGUCAUCUAUUUAUGUUGUUAUUUUUGUCUCGUUUUUGAUGAAACGUGCGGGAUUUUGUCACCCAUUCCUGACAAAAUCGUCUUAUUUAAAUAUCUGGCUCAUUAUCAUGCUUACAACUAUGCAUCUCUUCUCACUUUUGCCAUUUAAAUUAAAAAAAAAAACCCACCAUGUACUGUACAUGUACUGUACUUAAAUAAAAAAAAAAAAGAUAGUGACACACGCUCCACUGCUUACAAGGAAAAAAGCUCGAAUUCUUGCUUUUAAUCACUUGGAAGCUGUUGUCUAACUUAGUUCGCAUGAGUUCCCUCCCCCGUUGCUGCCUCAUUAAGCCUCUUCUCUUUUGUUUGGGUGUAUAAAUAGCUCGAGUGGAGGAAGAGGAAGAGUGUCCUAUAUUGAGCUCCCCCCUCUGGGAGCCGUGGCUUUAUUAGCUGAUGAUGUGCUGCAGUGCAGUUUGUUCCAAAGAGUAAAAAUACUGUACUCCACUCGGCUGCCACUGUGGGACCCGGCUCACUUUCUUUGGAGGGGGGGGAAACACCAGUGUAGCUCAGAAAUGGUUCGGUUCAGUGCUGAAUUUCAAAACCAGGCUCCCUGGAUGAACAAUUAAGACGUUUUUUUUGGAUGUCACUGAGGGAAGGAAGUGUUGUCUUUGGAAUCUCAGUGAAAGUAUUUCUUUAUCGAAAGUGUUGUUGUUGUUUUUGAGGUCUGAAAGCAACUGAUGAGCUACACCGUUGUAUGUGAGGCUUUGUUAAUCACAGGGCUGCCAAUGUGGCCAUUUGUUUGUUUAUCUUUUACUAUGGGGGUCAUAUGGAGCUGUCCGUGGUGCUGAACAGGCCAAAACCUCUUGUUUUUGUGACAAUAGAGAGUCCACCCAUCCAUUUUCUACUGCUUUAUCCUCCACAUGAGGGUCGACAGGGCGAUAGGCGGGGGUUACACCCUGGACAGGUCGCCAGUCCAUCACAGGGACACACAAUCUCACACCUACGGUCAAUUUAGAGUGUCCAAUUGACCUAAUCUGCAUGUUAAAACCCACACACACACACAGAGAACAUGCAAACAAUAUAGUGACUUCAUUUUCUUUCUUGAUUAAUUGGCUGUGUGUGGUAGAAACAACAUGAAAAAUGUUGAUUCAUGUUUCCCAAAUCUCGUGUUUUGUCCAAACCCCCAAAUCUAUGAAGUUCCCUGUCAUCGAGGAGCAAAGAAACUAAACAAUUCUCCACAAGAAAAUUAGUUUUUCAAUAAAAAACGCUGAAACCUUUAGUUGGCAAUUCAUUUAUUUUGUUGAUAACUAAUCUAUUAAAGGGCAGCUUCACCCAUUUUGAACUUAAAUAAUAAACUUAAAAUCAUUAUGAUGCUGCUGUGUUUGUUUAAUACACAUGAUUUUUCAGCUCUUUUACUCAAAAAAUAGCA